CUGCUUCAUUUCUAGACAUUCUGGUCUAUGGGGCUUCAACAAAAUGUCUCCCGUGACUGCAGACGUGUGGGGAUCACGUGAUUUUCCUCUGCUGGGGACGCUGGCAGAUGUGUCGCUCAGCAGUCACGGCGCACACGUGACGUCACAAUUGGGUUGCGAUGAUGCCGUUCUGCCUGGCUGUUUUGUUAUGACGUUGUUUGACUGCAGGGGACGCGCUGAGCACAGGGUAAGGGCCGGCUUUAUUGUGUGGAUAGUGCUCAUCUGAUGGAAUGACUAUAAGUGGACACUGAUUCAGUACAAGGUUAGAAAUGGACAGGAGUGACAUGACUGGGAAGAUCUUAUGCCUCACCCUGAAGAUCAUCUACCUACUGACUGGGGAGGAUUAUGUACCAAUUAAGAGAUGUGAUGAAGACAACAUAACAGCACCUUUACAUUCCUCACAUGAGAGGGAGAAUAAUGAGAAGAUUCUAGACCUCACCAACAAGAUCAUUGAACUGCUGACUAGAGAGGGUGAACAAGACGUGAAAGAUGAACCAGUGACCGGUACUGUAGAUGACAAUAACUUACAUAUAUGGGCUAUACAGCAGUGCAAGGAGGAAGAAUUCCCUAUUAUUAUAAGUGCAGUUCAUUCAUGUCAAACAAUCUCACAAGAUGAUGACCAGAAUAUCCCUCCAGUAGAUGGUGUACAGUGUAAGGAGGAGGAGGUCGCGUCAGACAUAAGUUCAGGUAGAUUGAACUCCAGUCAUAUGCACCAAAGCAAUCUAGGACUAAUGCAUAUAACCCAAAACAUUGCUGAUCUUCCAGUAGGAUGCAGUGUGGGUCCACCCGAAACAAAGGAUGCCCACUUGAAUAUUGUGGUGAUUGAUGCUGGUGAAGGUGACCUACGGUUUAAGGAAGAGGAAGAAGAGAUUCCUAUAGGUUCUAAAUUAGAUGGCUUUGAGAAACCUCUGAUGAGGCCUUUCAAUUCAAAGGUAUACUUAAAGAACGAAGAUGAGGAGAGUGAUGACACUGAAACAGAGGACGAUGAGGACGACAGUGUCAGCGGUUUGAAAAUGAUUAAGUCUGAGAAAAUGGAGACCCGUGUCAAAAUUAAGAGAGAAGAGGUCGCCACAAACAUCGGCCAAGGUGCCAAGAAAACCUGCCCUAGACAGGACGCUGCGAUGUCGACGACAGCCAAGAAGCUUUUUCCUGUAGACCGUAGACUGGUCACUGCAGAAAAGCCAUUUUUUUGUCCCGACUGCGGAGGUUUCUUUAAGCACAAGUCCAGUUUGGUCCUGCACCGCAGAAUCCAUUCUGGAGAAAAGCCAUUUUCAUGUUCCCAAUGUGGAAAAGAGUUUAUACAGAAGGCGAAUUAUAUUCGACAUCAGAGACUUCACACGGGCGAGAAGCCAUAUAAAUGUACUGAGUGUGGGAAGCUUUAUGCACAGAAACAAAGUCUUAUUAUGCAUCAAAAGUUUCACGCUGAAAAUGAACCUUUCUCAUGCCCAGAGUGUGGGGAAAACUUUAUGCGCCAAUCUCAUUUGGUCAACCAUAGGAAAACUCACAAAGGAUUGAAACGAUACUCAUGUCCAGACUGUGGAGACUUCUUCAUGUUGAGAUCCAGCCUGGUCAUUCAUCAAAGGGUCCACAGUGCUGAAAAGCCAAUUACUAGCUUAUGAUAUAUUUGGACUAUAUAUAUAUAUAUAUAUAUAUAUAUAUAUAUAUAUAUAUAUAAAUAAUAAAGGAACUUGUGUUCAAAAGACAAACUAUUCCCAUGAAACAACACAGAAGUGAUUGGGAUUAGGAAAGGGAAUGCCCAAUAGACUAGUUGAUAUAUGUGGAGAUCACUUUAGGUCCCUUAGUGGCAAGACUUGUAUGCCAUCUUCUUUUUGAAUAGUUUUGCCGUGACAUGAGUGGAUGUAACUCUAAGUCAUGCCCUGUGAGCACUUCAGUUUUUUCACCCCAAUGUGUACAUUUUGUCUUGCUUUUGUGCAUUGCCACCUUAGGAAACUUUGGUUGGAAUGGGGUUUUACUGUCACUAAAAUCUGACAUAUCAGCAAGUUUUGAAAUGUUUGCCACCCAUACAUUUUUAAAAUGAAGAUCUGUGAUGGUGUUCCAGCUUGUGUACCCCAAGAAAAACUGGGCCCCUUAAUUUUUAGCUGUAUGUCAGACCUCAACCAAUUAUUAUGAUAUAACCUAUCCAUGUAUCCAUAAAUGUUGGGGCUGAAGCUGCUUUGCAGGAGAACUUCUCUUAUCUUGUCCCUUUGACAAUGCUUCCAUCUUUUUGAUAGGAAACAGUGAAUUAAGACAUUUCUAUGUCCUGACGACCACUUUUAGCUAGGAUAAAGACAUUUAUUUAUUGUAUUUGAAGAUUACAACAGUGGUCUGUUAAUAAUAUGAGUCAGCACAGUCUAGGAACAAUCUCAAAUUUUAGCUGCCCUUGUAUUGCCACCAAGGUGAAGUGGUGGUAGAGUUUAAAGGGGUACUCCACUGGCCAGCAUUCGGAAGUAAAUGUUCCAAAUGCUGUUUUUGCCCUGCGGGGGCCGGCCACGUCCCCUUGUGACGUCACGUCCAUGACCCCUCAUUGCCAAUCUAUGGGAGGGGUCGUGACAGCAGUCACCCC
Messenger RNA from Hyla sarda, 2602 nucleotides. RefSeq names its product zinc finger protein 568-like. The transcript has 10 exons. The coding region runs from base 309 to 1658 and encodes 449 amino acids. Lineage: Eukaryota; Metazoa; Chordata; Amphibia; Anura; Hylidae. The record is from RefSeq and is a predicted model, not a curated record.